This is a messenger RNA of Scophthalmus maximus (turbot), 1651 nucleotides long. Its product is annotated as glycolipid transfer protein. The coding region runs from base 92 to 721 and encodes 209 amino acids. The record is from RefSeq and is a predicted model, not a curated record. Gene Ontology annotation, molecular function: ceramide 1-phosphate binding; ceramide 1-phosphate transfer activity. Gene Ontology annotation, cellular component: cytosol; cytoplasm; membrane. Gene Ontology annotation, biological process: intermembrane lipid transfer; ceramide transport. NCBI's taxonomy places the organism in Eukaryota, Metazoa, Chordata, Actinopteri, Pleuronectiformes, Scophthalmidae. The transcript is spliced from 5 exons.
CUGACGAGGAGACAGUUCCGGGUUCUUUCCAGCCGAGAGCUGCUCCGCUACUUCCACCGCCACCACUACUACUUCCUCCUCGGCGGGGACCAUGUCUCUCCUACUGGACAACCCGUUCCAGGAGCUGCCCCCGGACCGGGCGGUGGACACCGACCUGUUCCUGGAGACCGUGUCUCACAUCCCGUCGUUCUUCGACUGCUUGGGAUCAACAGUGUUUUCAGUCAUCAAAUCUGACAUUAAUGGCAACAUAACGAAAAUCCGAGCAGUGUACCUCAAGGAUCCUGCGAAGUACGUGACCCUGCAGGCCAUCGUGGAGGCAGAGCGAGACGCCCACGGAGCACAAUGGCCCAAGGUUGGAGCCACGCUGGCUCUGAUGUGGCUGAAGAGGGGUCUCCGUUUCAUACAGAUCCUGCUGCAGAGCUUGGCGGACGGCGAGAGAGACGAGAACAACCCCAACCUGAUACGGGUCAACAUCACAAAGGCCUACGAACAGGCGCUGAAGAAGUACCACGGCUGGAUCGUGCAAAAGAUUUUCAGGACCGCAUUACUCGCCGCUCCCUACAGAUCAAACUUCCUCAAGGCGCUGUCGAGGGGAGAGGAAGUGAAAGAGGAGGACUGUCUGGCAAACGUGCGUCAGUUCCUGGUGAAUUACACCGUCACCGUAGACGCCAUCUACGAGAUGUACACAAAUCUGAACGCAGAGCUGGACUACGCCGUUUGACGCCCCCCCCCCCCCGGGACGACAGGUGGACCGGAGACGCUGGGGCGCUCCCCGCCCUCCCAGGUGUCAGAUGAUUUUUUUUAACAGGAUUGUUUUAAUUGUUUUCGUUCAGUGUGGUAUUUAUUACUUUGAUUACACCUUGUUUCAUAUGAGUACUGUGAAAUUCUUACAUUUUAAAAACCAUGAUUCUAGCAGAAGGUUCCGUGUUUUUUUGUUUGUUUGUCCUUGUGUAUAAUGCAAGUAAUUGCAAGAUUGUUAUCGCGAAACCGCGCGGCUCCCCCUCUCAUGCGGGGUUGUUAUUGUGUGGGCUGUUGCUCCGUGUGACCUUCUUGCCUGGUGGCUUUCCGCCUGCUCCGGAGAAGAAUAUCAGUGUAAACACCGGGAAACAUUUCUCACAUUCAAAUGUUCACCGCGCCCUGGGGCAACGGGAGCAGCUGUACAGUUUGUACAGUAUAAACAAAACAUUUCCACUCCGUGUGUAACUGAUCUAAUAGAAUGUUUUAAGAAUCGUUCAGAAUUAAUUUAUAUAUCUCUCAGAGAGAGAGACUUUUUUUUUUUUUCGGAUAAUUUUGGCCUUUCAAAUUUGUGGUGUGUGUUUGUGCUUGAGCUGCUUGUUUUGUGUCUAUUGUUCUGUGGACUGUUUUAUUUAUGUCUCAAACUAACUUAACGUCUUUCACUCAAAUAUUAGGGCUAAAUACAGUUGUUUUCCUUUCAUUUCAGGAGACCACACGUCAUGUUAUUUUAUUAAUGAUUUAUCAAUUAUUGUUAUCAUACAAAUUUACUCUUCUGGAUAAUCCGAUUUGUUCUUAUCACAAGAUUGUAAUGUUUAACCAAUCGUUUUGUGUGUGGUAAAGUGGAAAAACCUAUAGUCAAAUCUUCUGACACGUUCAGUUCAAAGAUUUUGACUCUAGGUGGCGACAUUUGUCUGUU